This is a messenger RNA of Petromyzon marinus (sea lamprey), 3067 nucleotides long. Lineage: Eukaryota; Metazoa; Chordata; Hyperoartia; Petromyzontiformes; Petromyzontidae. The record is from RefSeq and is a predicted model, not a curated record.
AUAUUGGUCGUGGAAACCUCCGUGUUAAACAUACAUAUCUACCUACCAACACACACACACACAGCUUAUAAUUGUAACAGAAGAUCGCCACACUCUCCACCACCAUCUGGGCACAUGUGCUGCUCGGAGCUGAGCACUGUGACAGGCCGGCCCCCCCUCUCUCUCCGCAGGAUCAGCCAAUGACAGCUCCACUCCCACACACACACACGCGCGCUCUCUCUCUCUCUCUCCCACACGCACGCCUGCUCGCUCGCUCUCUCACACGCGUACGGAUUUCGCCUCUGGGUUGGGAGAGCUCCAAAACCCCGGGUUCGGCGCUCCGCAGCGGUUCGCUCCUCGUCCACAAGGCACUGAGACUCCCAGCAGUGGAAAGAACACACCUCUGUCAAGCAGCGGCCUUCCUCAGUGGUUCUCAAGACGUGCGUGGCCCAACGGCAGGAAUUUAGAGAAUCUUUAACGCUCAAGAUUGUGCCCCGACGGCAAACCUUAACAUCGCUGCGACCGAAAAGCCGUGCUGGAUUUUGUGACGUGAAUAGAGACGAAGCCAACCUGAGCCCUCCGCCUUGACCGCUCCUCGGCACAAGGCGGCGCGAGGGGUGAAGAGUUGAAAGUCAACAAAAAAGCAGGGCUGUGGCGUAAGGGCGGUCUACGACCGAGGACGGGAAAAAUAAACCCAACAACAACAACAACGUCUGAACUGCAAGACGCGCUGCACCGCGUACGGAUACAAACCUUGCAUCAGGCAGGCGAAUCGAUAAAAACAAAACAAUUAAAAAGGAGACCGAUGGCGAAUCCUUGGCGCGCCGUGAGCCUGGCGCUGGCGGCCGUGCUGGGGGCGGCCACGCUGGUCACCUCGCAGUGCCCGUCACGGUGCAUGUGCGAGGUGCGGCCCUGGUUCACGCCCAACUCCCUCUACCAGGAGGCGGCCACCGUCGACUGCAACGACCUGAGGCUCCGCGAGGUACCGCGGAACCUGUCGGAGGGCGCGCAGGUGCUGCUGCUGCAGAGCAACGGCAUCGCGGAGAUGGGCGCCGAGCUGGCCGCCCUGGGCAACUUGACCGAGCUCGACCUCUCGCAGAACAAUCUGACGCACGCCGGGAGCCCCUCGUUCGCCGGCCUCGGCCAGCUGGUGAUCCUGCACCUCGAGGAGAACGUCAUCAGCGAGCUGGCCGAGGGCGAGCUCCGAGACCUCGGCGGGCUGCAGGAGCUCUACGUGAACCACAACCAGAUCGAGAGCGUCCACCCGGGCGCCUUCCUCGGCCUCAGGAGCCUCAUCCGCCUGCACCUCAACUCCAAUCGGCUGCGCGCCAUCGACAGCCGCUGGUUCGAGUUCACGCCCAACCUGGAGAUCCUCAUGGUGGGCGCCAACCCGGUGCGUCAGGUGGAGGACAUGAACUUCAUGCCGCUCUCCAAACUCCGGAGCCUCGUGCUCGCGGGCAUGGGGCUCCGCGCCGUUCCCGAGAACGCGCUCAUGGGACUCGACAACCUGGAGAGCCUCUCGUUCUACGACAACAAGCUCGCCGCCGUGCCGCGCCUGGCGCUGCGCAAGGUGCCCAGCCUCAAGUUCCUCGACCUCAACAAGAACCCCGUCGCUGUGAUCCGCGAGGGCGACUUCCGCAGCAUGCUGCAGCUCAAGGAGCUGGGCGUCAACAACAUGAUGGAGCUGGUGGCCAUCGACCGGCACGCACUCGACGACCUGCCCCAGCUCACCAAGCUGGAGGUGACCAACAACCCGCGGCUGUCGUUUGUGCACCCCGACUCGCUGCGCGCGAUCCCGCGCCUCGAGACGCUCAUGCUCAACAACAACGACCUGAGCGCCCUGCACCGGCGCACCGUCGACGCGCUGCCCAACCUGCGGGAGGUCAACCUGCACGGCAACCCCAUCCGCUGCGACUGCAUCGUGCGCUGGAUGACGGGCAACGCGACGCGCGUGCGCUUCAUGGAGCCGCAGUCCACGCGCUGCGUCUCGCCGGCCGAGCACGAGGGCAGCCCGGUGCGCUCGGUGCCCUCCUCCGACGUCGCCGACGGCUGCCUGCCGGCCAUCGCGCACGGGGCCUUCCCGUCCGGGGCGACCGCCGACCCGGGGGCGACGCUCUCCUUCGUGUGCCGCGCCGUCGCCGAGCCGCCCGCCGACAUCUACUGGGUGACGCCGUCGGGCGACAGCGUGGCGCCGGGCGGCGCGUCCGACAAGUACCGGCUGAGCGAGGAGGGCACGCUGGAGAUCCUCGACGUGCGCUACGAGGACACGGGGCUGUACACCUGCGUGGCGCGCAACUCGGAGGGCCUCGACUCCAGGGCCGUGACGGUGCAGGUCAACGGCUCCGUGCCGCACGUGCCGGGCCGCCUGCUGUCGCUGGACGUGCUGAGCGUGGCGGCGCGCUCCGUCCUCGUCUCGUGGCGGCUGCGCCCGGGCGGCCGCGCCCCGGACCUCCGCUGGACGUCGGCGACGGUGCGCAUCGGCAGCCCGCGCGUCGCCUUCACGGCGCGCGUGCCGGUGAGCGUGCACGAGUACAACCUGACGCGCCUGCAGCCGCGCACCGAGUACGAGGUGUGCCUCGCCGUGUCGGCGGCGCCGCGCGGCUCCGGCCGCGCCGAGCGCUCCUGCGUCAACGUGACCACGCGCGCCGAGCGGCCCGGCGCGCCGGCGGGAGAGGAGGGCUACCGCGGAGGCGACGCCGUCGGGCGCGGGACGGGCGCGGCGGCGCUGGCGGUGGCGCUGGGAUCGGCGCUCGGCCUCGCCGCGCUGCUGGCGCUGCUCGCCUGCUCGGCGCUUCGAGGCCGUCGCCAGCGCUGCCACCUGCCGAGCCAUCUUGACCUGCAGCAGCAGCAGCGGCGGCGGCGACGGCGGCGGUGGCACCAGCGUCGGCGAUGCCAGCGCUACUGCGAGCGCCCGUUGAGAAAGUUCUCCGCGGGAAGCUGCUCCUCGCUGCAGGAGCUACAGCCGCCGCCGCCGCUGUGGGAGGAGGAGCGCGGCGCGGAGGGGUGGCCGGUCCCCGGGAGAGUCGGAGGUGGUGGCGGCUGCGAUUUUCGGGAAACACAACUGAACGGCAUCAAUGGGAAGAACUAA